This is a messenger RNA of Vicugna pacos (alpaca), 2269 nucleotides long. The record is from RefSeq and is a predicted model, not a curated record. Lineage: Eukaryota; Metazoa; Chordata; Mammalia; Artiodactyla; Camelidae.
CCUCUCUCCACCCUUGGCUCCUGGGCGGCGGAGGGAACUGGCCAUGCGGUGCAUGGCCUCAGCGCCCAUUCGGUUCUGGCUGAGGGAGGCGGUGGCUGGCGGCCGGGCUCCGGCUGAGCCCAUGCACGACUCCGACGCUGCUCCCAGGAGCCCGGCGCGCGGCACGGCGACCCCGGCCGCUCCAGAACUCGGUGUAGAAGACCCGACGACCCGGCUGUUUCGGGGCGGGGAUCGCUAGCCCCGAACUUCAUGCCCUGCGAUGUCCGCUCAAGUUCUGGGAUUUUUACGCAACUGGAAUCCCCUCCCCCUGGCAACACCCAGAGGAUGAGGAGCUGAUUCCCCGGAGAGAGCCACGGGGCUUUGACUCAUCGUCGGGCCAGAACCCGAAGCCCCAGAGAGAGGGACCCUUCACCUCUGGGGGUGGGGGCUUAGUUCUAGGACAGGAGAACCUUUGGUGGCACUGGACCUCGGCUCUCCGGACCUCUCGGAAAACUAGAAGAUGCCGGAGAGCGCGGCUUCCCGCCCGUGGUCCAAGGAUCUAGCGGGGCGCCCCCCACUUCAGGAGGCCGUUCCGGACUCCACCAGCGCUGUCUCCUCUCCCUCAGAUCCGGCAACCGCAGAGAAUGACGCGGGUGCCCCCACAGCCCCGGCUGCCGGCGGAGAGGGCGAGCCCUACAGCCAGCACCGCGACACCCGCCUGGGCAGCACCGAUAAGGAGCUGAAUGCAGGAGCCGCUGCCGCGCACAGCUCCGCGACAGCGCCGGGGACCCCCCGGCAGGCGGAGCCACGGGUCGAGGUCAUGGACGCAGCGGUGGGCCCCCUGAACCUGCUCCCACGGCCCUGCCACGUGCUGGUGCUGUUGAACCCGCGAGGGGGCAAAGGCAAGGCCCUGCCACUGUUCCGGAGCCACGUGCAGCCCCUGCUGGCCCAGGCCGAUGUCUCCUUCACGCUGAUGCUCACUGAGCGGCGAAACCACGCCCGGGAGCUGGUGCGGGCGGAGGAGCUGGGCCGCUGGGACGCAUUGGUGGUCAUGUCUGGAGACGGGCUGAUGCACGAGGUGGUGAACGGGCUCAUGGAGCGGCCUGACUGGGAGACCGCCAUCCAGAAGCCCCUGUGCAGCCUCCCAGCUGGCUCUGGCAAUGCGCUGGCAGCGUCUUUGAACCAUUAUGCCGGCUACGAGCAGGUGACAAACGAAGCCCUCCUGACCAACUGCACACGGCUGCUGUGCAGCCGGCUGCUGGCACCCAUGGAUCUGCUGUCCCUGCAGACGGCCUCAGGGCUGCGCCUCUUCUCCGUGCUCAGCCUGGCUUGGGGGUUUAUUGCUGACGUGGAUGUAGAGAGUGAGAAGUUCCGGUGCCUGGGCGAGAAGCGCUUCACCCUGGGCACCUUCCUGCGCCUGGCAGCCCUGCGCACCUACCAGGGCCGCUUGGCCUACCUCCCUGUAGAAACAGUGGUCUCCAAGACGUUCCCCUCCCGUGAUCGGGUCCAGCAGGCCCAGCAAGGCCCCGUGGACACCCACCUGGUGCCCCUGGAGGAGCCAGUGCCCUCUCAUUGGACUGUGGCACCGGAGCAGGACUUUGUGCUGGUGCUGGCGCUGCUGCACUCACAUCUGGGCAGUGAGAUGUUUACUGCACCCAUGGGCCGCUGUGCGGCCGGCGCGAUGCAUCUGUUCUAUGUGCGGGCAGGCGUGUCGCGGGCCAUGCUGCUGCGCCUCUUCCUGGCCAUGGAGAAAGGCAGGCACAUGGAGUGUGAGUGUCCCUACUUGGUGUAUGUGCCUGUGGUUGCCUUCCGCCUGGAGCCCAAGGAUGGGAAGGGUGUACUUGCUGUCGACGGGGAAUCGGUGGUCAGCGAGGCUGUGCAGGGCCAGGUGCAACCAAACUGCUUCUGGAUGGUCAGUGGCCACGUGGAAUCCCCACCCUCUCUGGGGCGACAGCCCCCACCCAGCUGGAAGCCCCAGCAGAGGCCAGCUCUGGAAGAGCACCCAUGAUUCCAUGGGCCUUGCUGGGGCUUGCCUGUUGUCUCGGUUUACCUGGCGCUCAGGAGCCUCCCUCCUCCCCCAGGACUGGAGGGCCUGCCUGCAGCUCAUGUAGGGGUGGGGAGGCGGAGGAUGAAGUGGGGCAAGGCCAGACUCUGCCCACCAAAGGCCAGAAUGAGGUCCUGGGCCCAGAGCCCAGCUGGUUGGGCCUCGCUGCCUGUGGCAGCCACUCUAUUUUGUUAUGGGAACCCCACCCCCUGAAUCAAAUCCAAAUAAAGUGACAUUCCCAGCCAA